Cucumis melo (muskmelon) is the source of this 1700-nucleotide messenger RNA. RefSeq names its product non-structural maintenance of chromosomes element 4 homolog A. The transcript is spliced from 7 exons. Gene Ontology annotation, cellular component: Smc5-Smc6 complex; nucleus. Lineage: Eukaryota; Viridiplantae; Streptophyta; Magnoliopsida; Cucurbitales; Cucurbitaceae. The record is from RefSeq and is a predicted model, not a curated record. Gene Ontology annotation, biological process: DNA repair. Bases 259 to 1485 code for a protein of 408 amino acids.
ACGUGUCGUAACGUGUGGGGAAGAAGCGGGAAAGAGAACCACCACACUGACAACGCCCAAUUUCAGUACUCAGACAAACCCCCGCUCUUUUCCUCUUCCCUUUUCUUCCUCUCCAAAUUCAAAAAAACCAACAAAAUUUCUCGAUUUCAUUCUCAAAUCCCCUAUCCCAUUCUCUGGUUUCUCACAAUUGCUCAAUUUUUUGCCCUGAAUUCGAAACCCUAUUUCAAAAUUAGGGUUUCCGUUGCUUAAUCGUAACCGAUGAGACCUGUCAAACGCGAACCCACUGUUAGCACCCGCAGUAAACGAAAUAGAGGCGGCGACGGCGGUGGCGGCGCUGUUGAUGGUGCCAGUUUAAGGGAUAGUAAGCGGGAGAGGGUUGCUCGGGAGAGAGAGAACUCCGGAGAGGAGAAUAUGAGUGAAGAAGUGGGUCAGCAGGAUUUGACGAAGCGGCGGGUCCUUCGCUCUCGGUACCUCGCGGUUAUUCAUGAGAUCAGUGAAAGAAGAGAGGAUUUGUCAAAGGAUUUGGAUAAGUUUAAUGUUAUAAUCAAUGAAGUGGAAAAGUUGCACGAGCAAGUUCAGAAGCCAAGGGAACAAGUUGCAGAUGCAGAAGCUUUGCAAGACAUUGCAAACUCCCUUGUCACCUCUAUUAGGUCCCAGUCAAAUGAAGGUGUUACUCCAUCAGAUUUUGUUAGUUGUCUACUCCGAGAGUUUGCUGACAUUAACGGUAGUAUAAACUCUGAAGAACAAGAGCUGGUUUCUGUCAAUUGGAAAGAUAUUGGACUUAGUGUUUCGUCUAUUUUCAUGAAUGGCUAUGGAUGCCGCACCAUGCUUGGACCUAUGAGCAAUCAGUUGAAGCAGCGAAAGACUAAUAAUGUUCCCAGGAAACGUUCCAAGCCUACUGAAAGUUCUAGACCUGCAGAGGUUGAAGAUAAUGGAUCCGAACCGAAAACAGAUACAGAUAAGAACAUGGGCAUCAUGUUUGGAAUUUUGAGGAGGAAUAAAACCGUUAAACUAGAACAUUUGAUAUUGAAUAGAAAGUCUUUCGCACAGACAGUGGAGAAUUUAUUUGCUCUAUCCUUUCUGGUUAAGGAUGGUCGAGCUGAGAUAACUAUUGAUAAAAAUGGUUCUCAUUUUGUGUCACCGAAGAAUGCGCCUGCUCAUAGUGCCAUCAUGUCACAUGAAGUUAAUUACAGUCAUUUUGUAUUCAGAUUCGAUUACAAGGAUUGGAAGCCAAUGGUGAACAUGGUACCAGUUGGAGAGGAGCUGAUGCCCCACAGGAACUUUCUGAACUCAGUGCCGGUGUCCGAAGAAGAAGCAACGGCGGACGAUUCUGAAUCUGCAAGCUUACCUACAACACCAAUCCGAAAGCUGUCGAGAAAUCGAGGUUUGGUUAUGCAAUCUGUUGUUGAAGAUUCUCCUGAUAAUGGCUCUCAAUCAGGACCAACUGCAAUUUUGAGGGGCAAGAGAAAGCUCAGUCAAGGUUAGGUUAAUUAGAGCUCUGAAAGCUACCAAAUGUGAAUGCCUCUUUUUGUUCUGUUGGUUGUAUAUUUAACGGUCGCCUUGUAAAUUGGUAAUUAGGUUCUAAGAGUAAAUGAUCGCCAAAUUUAACUUUUCUAACAAAGUUUCAAUUAAGUUGUAAUGAUGAUUGCAAAGUUCCAUGCCUUUUUGGGUAGCAGAUCAAGCUCCAAUCAUUUUGUAAA